AUGGAUGGUUUUUUAUUUCGAGGUUCCAAGUUUCUCUCUCGAAUUGUAUUCUUUUUAGAGAAAGAAAACGAGGUAUAUGAUGAAAAAGCUCAAGCAGAGAAAGCCCUAAAAGAGAAAGUCGUUCAAAUAGGAGGUGAUAUGUUGGAUUUGUAUGACGUCAUAACAUUUGACAAUCCCGAUGGUGGCGUAUGGAAACAAGGCUGGGAGGUGACGUACGACAAAGAAAAGGUUGCCGAAGAGAAAACGUUACAAGUUAUCGUGUUGCCUCAUUCUCACUGUGAUCCAGGCUGGAUAAAAACAUUCGAAGAGUACUACCAUACUCAGACACGAAACAUCUUGGAUGGUAUGGCGAGACACUUAGGACUUGAUAAAGAUAUGCGAUUCAUAUAUGCAGAAAUUUCCUUCUUUGAAAUGUGGUGGAAAGAUCAAAAUGAUGAUGUGAGGAAGAAGGUCAUAAAAUUGCUGAAAGAUGGCAUAUUUGAAUUUGUAACUGGUGGUUGGGUAAUGACAGAUGAAGCAAAUGCUCAUUAUUUCUCGGUUAUUACUGAACUAUUCGAGGGACAUGAAUGGAUAAGGAAUCACAUCGGUCCAGAUUUCACUCCAACAAAUCAUUGGUCCAUUGAUCCAUUCGGCUUAUCACCAUCGAUACCGUAUCUUCUUUCAGCUGCUAAUAUUACCAAUGCGGCGAUUCAGAGGGUUCAUUAUUCUGUGAAGAAGCACCUAGCUAAGAAUAAGCAACUAGAGUUUAUGUGGCGUCAACUGUGGGGUUCCCAUGGAAAACCUGAUAUUCGAACGCAUAUGUUUCCUUUUUACUCAUACGAUGUUCCUCAUACAUGUGGACCUGAUCCGAAAAUUUGCUGUCAAUUCGAUUUCAGGCGAUUAAGCACAUACGAUUGUCCCUGGGGUAUUGCUCCAAAGAAAAUUACACGUGAUAAUAUUGAAGAACGGGCUUUCUUAAUCUACGAUCAGUACAGAAAGAAGAGCCAGCUCUAUAAAACAAAUGUACUGUUAGUACCUUUAGGUGAUGAUUUCAGAUAUGAAGAAGAUAAAGAGUGGAAUGACCAAUACGAUAACUAUAAGAAACUUUUUGAAGAAAUGAACAGAAGGAAAGAAUGGAAUGUUCAUGCACGCUUCGGCACACUCUCCGAUUAUUUCAUAGAAUUGGAUCGAUCACUUCGUGCUGAGCAACAGUCGUUGCCCGUUUUAUCCGGAGAUUUCUUCACCUACUCUGACAGAGAUGAUCAUUAUUGGAGCGGUUACUUCACAUCUCGCCCGUAUCAUAAACAACUGGAUCGUACGCUUCUACAUCAACUAAGAGCGGCUGAAAUCGCCUAUUCCUUACGAUCAAUGAAGGAAGGAAAACUUGUGAAGGCAAGAAGAGCAUUAUCGUUAUUCCAACAUCACGAUGGUGUGACUGGUACAGCAAAAGACCACGUGAUGAGCGACUAUGGGGAAAAAAUGUUGUCGGCUCUUCAAGAUACAGAAAAAGUGCUUUCUGAAGCACUGGGUGGAUUGAUAGGUGCCAAACCAGUUUCGAGUACGGGUCUGCUUUUGGACGAACAUCGAAAGGAUCAGAAUACAUUACCGAUGAGAAGAACCUAUAAGAUUGGCGAAUUUGUCGUUCUGUUCAAUACACUAUCACGAUCGAGAAAUGAACCGGUAUGCAUUCAUGUGGACUCUAAGCGUGCUGCAGUAGAAAAUGCCGAGGGCAAGGAGGUGACUGUUCCUUACGAAUUCUUGAGUAUAGGAAAUGGAGGAGGAGACAAUCGAUCGGGUGCCUAUCUUUUCCUUCCCGACGGCGAAGCAAAAGUAUUAGAGCAGGACAUAAAAGAAAUCAUGGUUGUCAAAGGACCAAUCAUGCAAAAAGUGUACCUUCUAGGGCCCAAGGAACUGGAAAUAUUGCAAGUCUAUUCACUAGCACAGAAUUCUCCUUCUAUAGAAAUUGCCAAUGAAGUUGAUUUACGAUCAAAAUCUAACUUUGAACUAGCAAUGCGUAUGGAUACGAAUGUCCAGAGUGGAGACGACCUAUUCACGGAUCUGAAUGGACUUCAGAUCAUCCGAAGGCGGCGACAACUCGACAAGUUACCGCUACAAGCUCAUUUUUAUCCGAUGCCAUCAGCUGCUUAUAUUGAAGACACUUCUACGAGAUUAACUCUACAUGGAAAUCAACCCCUAGCUGUUUCUAGUUUGAAACCUGGUCAGCUCGAAGUUAUUUUGGACCGUCGCCUGAACCAAGAUGACGGUCGAGGAUUGUACCAGGGCGUUAUGGAUAAUCGUCGGACACUAUCACGUUUCCGACUUCUGGUCGAGCCUUUGGUACCGUCGGACAACAUAAAUACAGCCCAAGAGCGAGUAGGAUAUCAUUCGAUGGUUGGCCUUGCACAGAACAUGGAACUUCAUUAUCCAAUUGUUAGAAUGAUUUCUACAGGUAAGAUUGCUGAGAUGGUGUCUGGAAUAACCUCAAAUCUCCCUUGUGAUGUUCAUAUGACCUUACUGCUUAUUAGGACCCUGGCUGGACCUACGGACUACAACGGAAAUGGAUUAGCGUCACCCAAAAAUGAAGCUGCGCUCAUUUUACAUCGAUCGUUGACAGAUUGUAGAUCUAAAUUAAAGUUGGACUCCGAAUGUGACCAAAAGGACAGUGCGGUAAGUGACACUGGACGGGGAAUGAUCACGCUGUUAACAAUGAUAAACAACAAAUUCUCUACCUUCAGUGAAACUUCACUUACACUAUUAUACCAUGGGAAAGAAAUCACUCAACUCACUAUGCAGCCUCAGGAUGUUACUUCAGUAAAAUUAUCAUGGUAG
Haemonchus placei is the source of this 2808-nucleotide messenger RNA. Lineage: Eukaryota; Metazoa; Nematoda; Chromadorea; Rhabditida; Trichostrongylidae. The record is from the annotation of a GenBank genome assembly.